Messenger RNA from Caenorhabditis bovis, 1791 nucleotides. The record is from the annotation of a GenBank genome assembly. Lineage: Eukaryota; Metazoa; Nematoda; Chromadorea; Rhabditida; Rhabditidae.
AUGCGCAACAUGUUAUUAUUAUUAUGCACUUCUCUCGUUUUUGCAAUUCUAGCCGAUGCUUCAAGACCCUGCACUCAUACGCUGCAGUGUGGGAAAGGAUAUUUUUGCGAGCAGAAUGAAUGUCGACGGGAUUCGUGCAUCAGUGAGGCUCAGUGUGAGAAGAACGAAAAAUGUCGUUCUGGAAAUAUCAACGGAAAAUUGAAAUUUGGGUGUUUUAAAGAGCAACAAGACACGACAACUGUUAACUAUUGCCCCGGAGGAGCUUUGGUCUUGUCACCACUUCAAGGUCUCACCACUUGCGAUUUGUCAACCGAUUGCCCGUCAACUCAUGUAUGCAAUCCCAUAUAUGGAGUGUGCUGCACAAAAAUCAACGCAUGUCCUUCAAAUACUAAAACAAUGGCAAAUAUUAUUACGGGAAAGCCAAUUAUGUGUCAAUUCAAACAAGGAAAACCACUUCCAUGCCCCGAAAAUGGACAAUGUGACACGGCAACUGGAUUCUGUUGUUUGCGAAAUGAGCCGGGCACUAGAAAUGUCGAAUUUCCGAUUGUGAAUCCAACGGAGCUUUCAAGUGAGCGUCCGUAUCUUGGACAAACUUGCAAACCGCAAGAUGGAUGCGCAGGCGGAGCUUCGUGUGUGUGCAAAUCUCGAGGAAGAUGUAUGUGCGAAUGUCCGACAGAAUUGGGAUAUACGAUUUCGAACGAUGGAAAAACAUGCCAAAGAAUCCGAAGACGACUUAAGGAAAAAUGCAAAACCGAUAUGGAAUGCUCAGCAGCUUUUUCUGAAUGCUCAUCUGGUGGGUGUCGAUGUAAACGAGGAUUCAAACGAAGCGGUGAUGGUGGAUGUGAACCAAUAGAAUAUCGAUGUGCGAAUAAUCAAACUCCGUUGAAAAAGAAAGAAGAAAUCGUGGAGUGCUCGAUGAAAAACGCAGCAGUCAUGAAAUUCAACAGUCUGAAAAAUCGUAAAAAUGCCACCGAACAUGAAAUUGAUGAGAUUCUCAACGAAUUGGCAAAAGAGACUAACCAGACAAUGUAUUCGGAUAAUGGAAAUCAGAACGAUGAUUGUCCUUAUGAAUAUUAUUGUGUCCCGGUGUUUGAAGAUCCCAGAAAACUUGGCUCAUAUAAGGGGAUUUGCUGUCCUUCCCCUUCCACUAUUCGACCAGCCUGCCCAGUUGGGGAGCCACACGAAUCUAGUUAUCCACCAAAUUAUGGAUGUAGCUCGUGCCCAAUGGACUACUAUUGCCAUCGAGAUGCUAUUUCUACAGAUAAAUCGAUUUGCUGCCCAAAGCCAUGUUUAUCUCUUGAAGAUAUUUACUACAACGGACAGUGUCAUUCAAUGGUAUUUUAUGGCGACAGCUGUCAGAUAUCGAGUCAAUGCGUUUAUUCAAAAAAUCCCGAUGUUAACGAGGAAUACGCUACCCACGCAAAAAUGGAGUGUUUGAAAGGAAUUUGCUCGUGCCCGUCUGGAUUUAGUUUUGCAGAUGGAGAAUGCAAAAGAAUAAUCUGCACUAUCGGAUUACGCGGGGAGCCUUCUGUUGACAGAUCAGGACAACUCUUACGAUGUGACAAGUCGUCAGAUUGCAGUAUGGGUCAUAUGUGUGACCCAAACACACGAGUGUGUUGUAAAGGAACUAAUCGUUGUCCCAAAGGAUAUGUCGAAACUGGAAGAAGUUGCCACGAAAACUGCACCGGUCUGAAUGAAAUUUGUCAUCCAACUAAGAAUGGAAAAUCAAAAUUGUGUUGUGUUUAUGAGAAUGGCAAUUAUAGCAGAGAUUCGAAUUUAACCAUGACUUAA